This is a messenger RNA of Castor canadensis (American beaver), 1797 nucleotides long. RefSeq lists its product as uncharacterized. Gene Ontology annotation, molecular function: DNA-binding transcription repressor activity, RNA polymerase II-specific; RNA polymerase II cis-regulatory region sequence-specific DNA binding. Gene Ontology annotation, cellular component: nucleus; nucleoplasm. NCBI's taxonomy places the organism in Eukaryota, Metazoa, Chordata, Mammalia, Rodentia, Castoridae. The record is from RefSeq and is a predicted model, not a curated record. Gene Ontology annotation, biological process: regulation of immune system process; embryo development; negative regulation of transcription by RNA polymerase II.
AAGCUCUGAGAUACAUCUCUCAUGGCUUCUUUUUAUUCUUCCAGCUUUGGCUUGUCGGGAACCUGCACUUUUCCAACAAGGAAAUAUUGAAAAGGACUGAUCAGUUCUUGAAGUGCCAGAACCAUGGCCCGUGAGUCAGUGACAUUCAGAGACGUGGCCAUAGACUUCUCCCAGGAAGAAUGGGAAUUCCUGAAUUCUGCUCAGAAGGACUUAUACAGGGAUGUGAUGUGGGAGAACUACAGCAACUUCAUCUCACUAGCAGGACCUUCCAUUUCUAAACCAGAUGUGAGCAUCUUACUGGAUGAAGAAGGGAAGGAACCUGGGAUGGCUGUGAAAGAAGGGACAGGAAGACACUGUGCUGAUUUGGAGUCCAGAUACAGAACCAAUACUUCAUCUCCAGAAAAGGACAUUUAUGAAAUAUAUUCAUUGCAGUGGGAGAUAAUGGAAAGAAUUAAAAACUAUAGCCUUCAGGGCUCCAUUUUUAGAACUGACUGGGAAUGCAAAAGCAAGAUUGAGGGGCAAAAAGAGCCUCAAGAGAAUUAUUUUGGGCAGGUGAAAAUUCCCUCUGAAAAAAUGAGCACUUAUAAGAAGGACAAUUUUCUUACUGAGUAUCAGAGAGUCCAUACUGGAGAAAAACUAUAUGAAUGUAAGGAAUGUAGGAAGACCUUUAUUCGUCGCUCAACACUUAGUCAGCAUCUGAGAAUCCACACUGGUGAGAAACCUUAUCAAUGUAAGGUGUGUGGGCAGGCCUUCAGACAGCGUGCACACCUUAUCAGACAUCACAAACUUCACACUGGUGAGAAGCCCUAUGACUGUAAGGAAUGUGGGAAGGCCUUUACAGUGCUCCAAGAACUUACUCAGCAUCAGAGACUUCACACUGGUGAAAAACCUUAUGAGUGCAAGGAAUGUGGAAAGGCCUUUAGAGUUCACCAACAGCUGGCUCGGCACCAGAGGAUCCACACGGGCGAGAAGCCCUACGAAUGUAAGGAGUGCGGGAAGGCGUUUCGGCAGUGUACACACCUCACGCGGCAUCAGAGGCUUCAUACUUCUGAGAAGCUCUACGAAUGUAAGGAGUGCGGGAAGGCGUUCGUAUGUGGGCCAGACCUCCGAGUGCAUCAGAAGAUCCAUUUUGGUGAGAAGCCCUAUGCGUGUAAGGAGUGUGGGAAGGCAUUCAGAAUAUGUCAGCAGCUGACUGUCCAUCAGAGUAUUCACACUGGUGAGAAGCCCUAUGAGUGUAAGGAGUGUGGAAAGGCCUUUAGAUUAAGGCAACAGCUUGUUCGCCAUCAGAGAAUUCACACACGUGAGAAACCCUAUGAGUGCAUGGAGUGUUGGAAGACCUUUAGCAGUUACUCACAGCUUAUUUCACACCAGAGCAUUCACGUUGGAGAGAGACCCUAUGAAUGUGAAGAGUGUGGGAAGGCCUUCAGACUGCUCUCACAGCACCAGCACCAGAGCAUUCACACUGGGGAGAAGCCUUACGAAUGUAAGGAGUGUAGAAAACCUUUCAGACUGCUCUCACAGCUCACUCAGCAUCAGAGCAUUCACACUGGGGAGAAACCCUAUGACUGUAAGGAGUGUGGCAAGGCUUUUAGACUUUAUUCAUUUCUUACUCAACACCAGAGAAUUCACACUGGUGAGAAACCCUACAAAUGUAAGGAAUGCAAGAAAGCCUUUAGACAGCACUCACACCUUACUCAGCAUCAGAAGAUUCAUAAUGGAGUUUAACACACAAAAAUCUUCACAUGUACAUUAUGUUGUAAAACGUCAGGAAAUCCAUUUUUGAGACAAUUUUAUUUC